UGUAAAACACUGAAGCUAAAACUUAUAAUCAUGAAGUUCCUAGUGAUCCUCGCCCUGGUAGCCUUUGUGGCCGCGCGUCCAGAAGAGGAGAAACCUGACUACAGCCGCUACGAAAACUUCAACGUGGAUGAGGUCAUCGACAAUGACCGCUUCCUGGCCGGCUACUCCAAUUGUUUCCAGAGCAUCGGCAAAUGUACUCCUGAAGCUAGCGACUUCAAGAAAUGGAUUCCUGACGCGGUUCAAUCUGACUGCAGCGGAUGUUCAGAGCACCAGAAGACUCUCGUGGCCCGCGUCAUCAAAGCGAUCAUGGACAAAUUCCCCAAAGACUGGGUGAAGCUAAACGAGAUCUACAACGCUGAGGGCAAAUACACCGAAGGCUUCAAACUAUUCGUUGACAAAUACGCUGCAGUCAAGCAAUAAGUACUUUUAGGACACCUUGAUAGGUCUAUGCCAAAAAGUGUGCAAAGUAAUAUAAAUGAGUUUUAAUUUAAUGGAAACUUGUGAUACAUCUAGUAAUAAUUAAAAAAUUUAAAACAACUU
Maniola jurtina (meadow brown) is the source of this 540-nucleotide messenger RNA. RefSeq names its product ejaculatory bulb-specific protein 3-like. The transcript is spliced from 3 exons. Lineage: Eukaryota; Metazoa; Arthropoda; Insecta; Lepidoptera; Nymphalidae. The coding region runs from base 31 to 420 and encodes 129 amino acids. The record is from RefSeq and is a predicted model, not a curated record.